Messenger RNA from Asparagus officinalis (garden asparagus), 891 nucleotides. Its product is annotated as protein QUIRKY-like. The record is from RefSeq and is a predicted model, not a curated record. NCBI's taxonomy places the organism in Eukaryota, Viridiplantae, Streptophyta, Magnoliopsida, Asparagales, Asparagaceae.
CCGAUUGCUGGCCCGAUGGAUUGCAUUACCUCCGGCCGAUAGGUGUCGCUCAGCAGGAGAUUCUGCGUUGCGCUGCGAUCAAAAUGGUGGCCGGAUGGCUGGCACGGUCAGAGCCACCGCUGGGGCCGGAGGUAGUCCGAUACAUGCUCGAUGCAGACUCACACACGUGGAGCAUGCGUCGGAGCAAAGCGAAUUGGUUCCGAAUCAUGGGUGUGCUAGCUUGGGCGGUCGGCCUUGCCCGCUGGCUCGGUGAUAUCCGUCGGUGGCGGAAUCCGGUCACGACAGUCUUAGUCCAUGUAUUGUACCUAGUCUUGGUUUGGUACCCGGAGCUUGUGGUGCCCACGGCAUCAUUGUAUGUCUUCUUGAUCGGCGCGUGGUACUACCGGUUCCGGCCAAGGGCACCGUCGGGGAUGGACAUGAGACUGUCACAGGCCGACACGGUGGACCCAGAUGAGCUCGACGAGGAGUUUGACUCUCUCCCGAGCAUGAAGCCUCACGAGGUUAUAAGGGCGAGGUACGACCGGCUGAGGAUACUCGCGGGAAGAGUGCAGACAGUGAUGGGGGAUUUCGCGGCGCAGGGGGAGAGGGUGCAGGCGUUGGUGAGCUGGAGGGAUCCGAGGGCGACGAGGCUCUUCAUCGGGGUUUGCUUGCCUCUCGGCUUUUAUUUUCUCCGGCACCCGAUGUUCAGAGAUCCGAUGCCGUCGGCGAAUCUGAACUUUUUCAGGAGGCUGCCGAGUUUGUCAGAUAGAUUGCUGUAGAGAUUUGAGUUUGGGUUUAUGAUUCGGAGUAUAUAUAGGACUGAAUUAGUAAUAAGAUUUUAUAGAAAUUGGAGAAAUGAGAUAAAUUCAUUCGAAUAAAUGGAAGAUGGUUAAUGGAAAUUGUAUCAUUAUA